This is a messenger RNA of Cherax quadricarinatus, 1846 nucleotides long. RefSeq names its product hexokinase-1. The record is from RefSeq and is a predicted model, not a curated record. Gene Ontology annotation, molecular function: glucokinase activity; D-glucose binding; fructokinase activity. NCBI's taxonomy places the organism in Eukaryota, Metazoa, Arthropoda, Malacostraca, Decapoda, Parastacidae. Gene Ontology annotation, cellular component: mitochondrion; cytosol. Gene Ontology annotation, biological process: carbohydrate phosphorylation; intracellular glucose homeostasis; glycolytic process.
AGAUAGCAUUAUGGAACUUAUGGGGUGGCGUUACUGCGUCGUAUGUGGCCAGGUAAGGUUCUCCUCUGUUGUUAUGGAGAAGCCUUUCCCUUCCACCAUUUAUCAGAGGGCGAAUGUAUAUAAAAGGAGACAGCAGCUUCAUGCCACAUUGUACUUGAACGUGGAGCGUCGGAGCGACAACUCCUCAAGCCAUAACACCGCCUUAUUCUACCUUGCAACCUUCCCAGCCACACAGCAACAAUGAAGUUAAAGAUGACCGCAGUGUCGCCUACAACUCGCCCCAAACUGACCCUUUCGAAUCCGGAACUAGAGAGAAAAGUAAUGGAAUGUUUGUCCCCUCUGGUAUUAACUGAGGAUCAGCAGCAGAAAGUAAGAGAGGUGUUCCUGGACGAGAUGCGCCUUGGUCUUGCUGCUAACCCAGAGAGAACAUCCUCACUCCUCAUGGAAAACACCUUCAUUCCUGAGCUCCCAGACGGCACAGAGAAUGGAGAAUACCUGGCUCUGGAUCUAGGUGGAACCCAUUUUCGGGUAAUAUAUGUUCGCAUGAAAAACGGAAGAUUUUCAGAGGAGGUUGUUGACUACUUCCAUGUUCCUUCUGAAAAGCGUCUUGGGCCUGGUCAGGAUUUGUUCGAAUUUCUGGCUGACUGUAUUGCUGAAUUUGUUCAAAAGAGGAAUCUAGGAGGUCGAAAUUUUCAAUUAGGGUUUACCUUCUCUUUUCCAAUGACACAAAAGAGCCUUGAUGUUGGGAUCUUAGUUUCAUGGACCAAGUCAUUCAAUUGCCCUGGAGUUGUUGGUGAGGAUGCAGUUAAGAUGCUCAAUGAUGCCAUACAUAAAAGAAAAGAUUUGGAUAUUACAGUCAAAGCCAUCCUCAAUGAUACUACUGGAACUUUGGUAAUGGGCGCAUACAUGGACAAACGCUGCGCUCUGGCGAUGAUCCUAGGAACAGGAUGCAAUGGUUGCUAUAUAGAAAAGGUUGAACGUAUUGAGAAAUGGCUUGGAAAGCACCUUGAAUCUGAGAUGAUUGUGGACAUUGAAUGGGGUGCAUUUGGAGAUAAUGGUGUUCUUGACUUCAUCAAAACUGACUGGGACAGAGCUGUUGAUGACCAGUCGCUACUUGUCCACUCUUACACGUUUGAGAAAUACUUUGCAGGAAAAUAUUUAGGUGACUUGUAUCGGGAGAUACUGUUAACACUGACGAAGAAAGGACUCAUGUGUGGCGGCAAAAUUGGGAACCUUCACACCCAUGGGGCCAUCACUACAACAAGUGUUUCACGUAUUGAGAGUGACACUUUCAAAGGCUUGCUGGAGGAGACGAAGAUGGUGCUUAAUGACGUGAAGCUGAACCAUGAUGAUGAUGACCUGCACAUAGCCCAGUAUGUUGCUGGUAUUAUAUCAUACAGGGGGAUCACCCUUGUAUCUCUUAUAACUGGUAUACUGCUCGAGAGAAUGCAGCGUAACCACUGCACUGUAGCUAUUGAUGGGUCUUUGUUCAAACACCACCCAAGAUUCCGUCCACUUAUGGAGAAGCUCAUUUCCGAGUUUGCCCCUGGCAGAUCGUUUGAUCUUCGGCUGGCACACGAUGGGUCAGGAAAAGGCGCUGCUCUGGCUGCUGCUAUCGCUGAGAGACUAGAGCAAAAGAGGUCAUUGACUAACUCUAACUAACUAACUUUUGCUUUCAAAGAGAUUUUCUAACGUAAGCUUUAUAUUUCCUUGAAUUUUUUAUGCAUAUUUGUAUGUUAUGGUUGCUAAUGAGACUUCAGUAUUGUACAGUACAUAAUUUAUAUUUAGGAAAUGCUGAUAUUGAGAAUAUACUUUAUUUUUUAAAUAAAUUUUGUAUUAGUUAUAA